Molecule: messenger RNA, 1153 nt
Organism: Pelobates fuscus (common spadefoot toad)
Lineage: Eukaryota; Metazoa; Chordata; Amphibia; Anura; Pelobatidae
Gene: MRPL45
Product: mitochondrial ribosomal protein L45
Exons: 8
Coding region: 48-977 (309 amino acids)
Cellular component (GO): mitochondrion
Source: RefSeq, a predicted model, not a curated record
CUAAUCACGUGAUACCUGUCACUCCCAGCAGACUCUUCGCGGCCAAGAUGGCGGCCUCCAUCAGAAUGUUCCGAGCUCUCGGUGACCAGGGAAUGAUUGCCAUUCUGAAUCCAGCCAGGCUGGCCACCCCUGCAACUGUCCUGCCCAUCAGGACCAAGAAAAGAUAUUUCAUCCCACCAUCUGUGUCUAGCAAAUAUAAAACUAUGACAGACAUGAUGAACAAGGCUAAGGCAGCUGGUGUGGUGACUCCUCAUGAAAUCCCAGAGCGCCCAAUUAAUAUUUCCUGCACGGCUGGCAUAUUUGAAGCAUAUGUGCCCCCUGAAGGUGAUGCUCGUCUAUCUACACUUUCCAGGGAAGGUUUGAAGCAGAAAACAGAGCAACUCAAAAAGAAUGCAGCUUCUCAGCUUGCAAUUCGGAAGAUAAAAGAAUAUGACAGUGAAUUUCGCAGUAAGACUUUUCCAGAGAAGGCACAGGAAAUAUUCAUUGCUGCACAUGAGUGCCUGAAUCAGUUUGACCGCCAUAAAUUGCACACACUGGUGACAGAAAGAUGCUAUCCUGAAAUGGUGCGUGGCAAUAGAUAUCGUACUAUACGCUGGAGGUUUAUUGAAUCUCUGGAGCCUCCUCGUGUUGUGCAGGUUCGCUGUCCUGAUAUGGUCUCCAAGGGAAACUUGUAUGGGCAGGUGACAGUUCGUAUGCACACUAAACAGAGCCUGGUUAUCUAUGAUCGGUUUGGGAGAGUGCAGUAUGGAAAGGAUGAGCCUAGAGAUGUUUUAGAGUAUGUGGUAUUCGAGCGUCAUAUGGCAAACCCAUAUGGAACAUGGAGAAUGCAUGGGAAGAUUGUGCCUUCUUGGUCUCCACCAAAAGAGCCAAUUGUUAAGACCGUGGUGUUGCCAGGACCAAACUUACAGCCAUGGGAAGAAGUAGAGGACUUAAUUCAAGAGGUGCCUGAAACGCCGCAACAGCAGUGGCAUAAAUGAAGACUUUACCAUUCUGAUGAACAAUAUUUGAACUGCAUAAUUAGGAUUAAUUUUACCAGCCACAGUGGGAUACAUACUGCAUCCGCAAAGGAUUCUGGACCCGCCCAACACUGUUCUAUUAAAAGUGCUUUGUUUCCUUUUUGUCUUAUUAUAAUUAAAUAUUUUUUUGCCAUAAA